Alternaria rosae is the source of this 863-nucleotide messenger RNA. RefSeq lists its product as uncharacterized. Bases 226 to 681 code for a protein of 151 amino acids. The record is from RefSeq and is a predicted model, not a curated record. NCBI's taxonomy places the organism in Eukaryota, Fungi, Ascomycota, Dothideomycetes, Pleosporales, Pleosporaceae. The transcript has a single exon.
AGUCCUUCAGGGUCAUACAGAGGUCCCGCCUGCGCAAAGAAGCGUGUGCCUGGGGCUAUUGGUCGCUUUAUAGGCGAAAGGUCCUCCUCGUGAAGUUCCUGGAGGACUCUUAUCAUCACACUCGAAAAGCACACUUAGAUUCAACUCGCAUUAACAUCACCAUUGCAUCGUCGCACGAAACACGAAACACGAAAUACUACCCGCUACCCAACUGACUACGAAGAAAUGUACGAUUGUGGGCUCUCCAGGUUGUUGUCAUUUGGUGUGCGUUGCCCUCCACCGUCAUCGGCCAUUAUUAACGAGAUCCAGCGAAGACAACGAAUCCCUCAGCCGACCCAAAUCGAGAUCUGCUCUCGAACGAAGGGUAGUUUGGAAACUUGGGAGGUAGCUGUCCUCUCAUGCGAUCCAAAUACAACGGAAAGCAUCAUUUCACGGCCUAUGUUGCAAGUACUGGACGUUCCAGUGCAUACAAGCGAAAAAACGGAGUGCGUUCUCGCCAACCAUCGAGGCGAAGGGGUGGAAGGAUACGUCGAUUUGACUUGGUGCUUCGGAAGCAAUACCAAACAUAUACAAGAGACCCGGUUUUGGGUGACGACCACAGAAAAUCCCGCAUACGAUGUAGUGUUGGGACGAAGGGAUGCUGAAAAGUUUGGUCUUGUGAAGCCGAGAAGACACUUCUGAGAUGUCACAUACCCCAAGUGUAUAUCGCUUCGGCUCGAAGAUGACCUUCUUCUUUCUUUCCUAUCUUGUCGCUGCAUAAAUUCUUGUAUCGAACGACAGACAUGGUUGUCCAAGAAGAGAUUCAGAUCGCUGACCUACUUUCUCUUGAACCGUAACCACAUCGAAACUCAUUUCCUAGAUAG